AUGGACGACUGGGAGGGCAAUCUGUUGCGCUUUGGUUGCUGGUUUGCUAACCCGAUGCUUCGACUGCCAAGCCUCUUGCAGCCAGCAAGGAGUUCGACACUUGAACGAAGUUACAACAAUUGGGUUGAACGGCACUUUAGUGGAUUGCAGAAGCACAGAUUCUAUCAAGCUGCUCGGAACUGGGUUGGAUCUGGGUCAACAGUCGACUUUGAGCUCCUUGCCCAGCUCAUUUUCAAAGUGGACUCUGCUCUGGCACCAGGUGGAAUACUCGUUUUUCUGCCCUCAUAUGAAGCGAUCAUUACGUUGAAGGAAUAUCUGACGGCCUCUACAAGCAUGACCAAGGAGUUAAGGAGGCAGCGAUGGAUAUUCGUUCUUCAUUCGCGAAUGCUUGUAGCAGACCUGAAACAAAUAUUUAUGCAGCCUCCUUCUGAUAUUCGCAAAAUAAUUCUUGCAACAGACAUUGCUGAGAGUAGCGUAGCGAUUAGUGACAUCGCUUACGUCAUUGAUACGGGUCUCGUCAAGAAGAAAGAAGAGGACCCUAACACUGGUGCACUGAUAAGUCAGAAUCGUUGGAUUAGCUACAACAGCGCCAUUCAACGUCAAUAUGCUGCACAAAUGGGGCGGGAGCCGAAAUGCUUCCAUCUCUACAGCAGACUUCGGCUAACCUCUCUCGAAACUACCGUGGAUGAACCUCGAUCUCCAAUUGUGCGCCACACUAUGGAGGAGGUUUGCCUUCAUGCUAAACUGCUUAGCCCCCCUGGAGAAAAUUUGAACGCUUGCUUUCAGUCGCUGCCUCAUGUGCUUGACCCUAUUGCACUGGACCAGAGCAUCCGGAGUUUGCGUAUCAUCGAUGCGGUGGACGCCUCCGGCGAUUUGACCGAGCUUGGCUCUCACAUGUGCGAUCUCCCACUUCCUCCCAGAUAUUCAAAAAUGGUGCUCGUGAGCAUUGCUCUGAAGUGUGUUGAUCCCAUUCUUACUAUCGCGUGCAUCCUAGCCAACGAAAAUCCCUUUACCCUUCCAAGCUCUGCUAAGGAGCGCAAGGAGGCCCAAAUCGUGCGAAAGAAGUUUUCUGCAGACUCUCUUAGCGAUCACAUGUUCUGGCAAAAGGCUAGAUUCGAGGGAUGGGAACAGAGCUUCUGUCGUAAAAACUACAUUUCAGCAGCCGUUUUCGAUAUCGUCACAACUGUGAGCAAUGAUAAGACCGAUGUACUGGGAGUUUGCCUUUGCAGAACCCAAUUACUAGGUCAGCUACGAGCUUCGGGUUUCGUGAAAGCACGAGGCAGCGGAGAUAUUCGCGACCUCAAUACUCACUCCGAAAAUUGGGCAGUUGUCAAGGCCGCUCUAGUUGCAGGCAUGUAUGACAACUUGGCACAAGUCGACUCGGAAUCAGGCAACCUCGUAGUUUCCGGAUCCUUCCUCAAUGCUUCGAAGGAGAUACUCUCUAAAACUCCCUACUGGGUACGCCCCAGUCCUUUAUCAGUUUUGGCAACAAAUCUUACUGAUAGCUCCCCGGUGGAUCUGAAGCAGCUCCCUUCUCAUUGGCUGGUUUAUGACAAGCUAAUUGGUCAGUGCUCAAUGAGGGAACUAAAUAGGCAUCGGGGCAACUCUGACACGAAGGGGAACUGUGGCAAGGCAAAAAAGUUCAAGUGUCGGGAGAAUACAUGCAAGGAGCCGGAAAGGAAGUUGCUCCAUUGCGUAACAGUCGUCUCGCCCUUCACAACUGCUUUAAUUGCUGGGCCUGUGCGCUCUCCCAUUAUCUGCACUCCGACUGAGGACAUCAAUUCAGAUUUUCGACAGCCGGGAUAUGAGUUUCUCAGAAACAGAACCCGAUUCCAGCAAAAUCAACCACUUACGAUGGCGGAUAUAGAGCGCAUUUUGAAGAACUUUAACACAGAGGUUCCACGUCUCGAAGCCUUAGGGCUGCAUCAAUCGGAAGACAGUGUUAUGAAGAUUCAGGAAGCAAUGUUAGUUGAGCAUCAGUCUGUGAAAGAAAAAACUCAGCCCAAGCGCACCGUUGUAUUGCGCCUGGAUGGACCAGACGGCAUCCUUGCUUAUGAAUGCGAACUUGAAGUGGCUCGGUUGAUAAGUGAUCUCAGGCAAAAAUGGAAUUCAUUGUUACUGCGUCGCCUGAGGAACCCUGGCAAGCCAUCUCAACAGCAGGACGAGGCCCUUCUUUCAACCAUUGUGGCAGUCCUGUCGGCAGAAGAGCAGGUGCUGGGCCUUCGCCAGCCAACAGGCGUUGGUGCACGACCCCGCCCCAUGGCCACAGAGCUGUGCAAUCAAAACGACACAGUUACUGACGCUGCGACAACUGCUUCCAGUGUCACCGGGCCGCUCCCCUCCCCUGCUGCCGCCGAUGAGGACGACAACGGCGGUGGCGAUAGCGACAGCGAAGGAGCUCCUGUGGAGAGUCCUACCACCCCUGUAGCCGCAGUGCAGCUCCCUCAGACUUUAAAACAGCCAACCCGUCUUUCAUCGAAUACCUUGGCGACAAACCAACAGGCGAACGAUUGGGCGAGCACCUUUGGCGGAGGUGACGAUGGGAGUGACACGAGUAAACGUAAACUUCCCCGUGAUGCCUCGUGCACCGCCACGCGGCAGGGGCGACCAAGAAUGUGGGGCGACAGUCUGACUGAUAAUCUUGCUCAACUGAAGCUCGCUAAUUCGCAGUCACCAAUAUCAGACCACUCGGUCACGUACUUCAAGUUUGAAAGGGCUCAAACACACCAAAGAAUGUGCCAACAGCAAAACCACUGGAGUCAACAGCGCUGCGACCUGUCACUUGCGCUUCAGGUGAAUGGCGACGGCGGCGACACAUACCCAUCUGAGGCUGAUGCGCGACCACUAGCGACCCCUGGCACUCAUGCUGACAAAAGCAGCACCGACAACUUUCAUCUGACAAACCCCAGUAUUCCAUUCGGAUCAUUGCAACCUUUGGGACAACGCCAUUUGAAAUAA
Messenger RNA from Echinococcus granulosus, 2958 nucleotides. Its product is annotated as putative ATP-dependent RNA helicase YTHDC2. The record is from RefSeq and is a predicted model, not a curated record. NCBI's taxonomy places the organism in Eukaryota, Metazoa, Platyhelminthes, Cestoda, Cyclophyllidea, Taeniidae. The coding region runs from base 1 to 2958 and encodes 985 amino acids. Gene Ontology annotation, molecular function: RNA binding. The transcript is spliced from 15 exons. Gene Ontology annotation, cellular component: intracellular anatomical structure.